AUGAGGAAACGGAAAACCAGCAGCCGGCCUCUUCUGCCGCUGUUGUGCGUCGUCGCCGGACUCUGGACGGCCGGCGUCAUGGCUCACGCCUCGCCAUCGAUUAACGACAUCGAUGUCGACGGCCUCGGCGUCUCCAGCGACGACACGUACUCCCUCACAUCCUUGCGACACAUUGGCUCUGCACCCGCUCCCGUCGUCGUCCGUUCCGACCCGGAGACAUGCCUCCACGCCUGCCAGCUGGCCUUGCGAGAGCCCACCUUUGUAGACGUCCCGCCCGAGGCCGGCUUCCGCGUCAAGGACUGCUACAGCCCGCUGAUGCAGGCGUCCUUGUUCAUUUGUCUGCGCGGGUACUGCUCGGACGGCCGCGGUGCUGGCAGCCUCGACGAGAUGAACCGGAGCUGCACCGCUCUGCGCAACGAGCCGCUGCCUUCGUUUGAGGGCGUGCUGGCCGACUACCCGCCCGACAAGGUGCUAGGGCUGCGUCGACUGCAGCGUCCCGAAGCUGUGGGCGGCACAGUCCUCUCAGAAGUCGUCGUCCUCUCCGAGCAGCUGUACGAGAACUCGUAUGACACGCUGGCGGACCUGAUCUACGUCCGCAAGUACCACCAUGGCUAUGGUCGGACCACGACGGGUUACCACCAGGUUGACGAGGAAGAGGCCGAGGAUGAUGAUCCUGUUCUUGGCGAUAUCGAUGCUACAGGCCGCGACUCCUACGACCAGAAGCAGGGUAUGACCCCAGCUGGCCACAGCUUUGCCCGCCGGCCGCGUGUCUGGCUGCAGCGCCACCUGACGAUGCCCGCGACCUUUGGCCAGCGCUGCUCACAAGACUUUGGCUGGUACACCGUGCCGCCGCGUGUGCAGUCCUUCACGCUCUUGAUCUUUGCCAUCAUGAAUACGGUCUUCUGCCUUCAUGGCUACCGUGUCUUCACAGGCAACAUCAUACUCACCGCCUCCAGCUGGCCCACUAUCACGCAACAACUCCUGCGCUAUGUCUCGGACCGCACCGGUAUCAUCUCUUGGGCCAACUUCCCGCUCAUCUGGCUCUUUGGCAUGCGCAAUAACAUCCUCCUGUGGCUGACUGGCUGGGACUUUGGCACCUACAACAACUUCCACCGCUGGGUCGCCCGCAUCGCUACUGUCCAGGCCAUUGUCCACUCCAUUGGUUACACUGCUCUCGUCUGGAAAGACGGCGGCUUCGCCAGCUUCCUGAACUAUUGGGCUCGCUUCUUCUGGUGGACGGGCGGCGUCGCCACUAUUUGUAUGUCACUGCUCCUGGGUCUCUCGCUCUACUGGAUACGUCGCCAUGCCUACGAGGUCUUUUUGCUAGUCCAUAUUGGCUUUUCCAUCCUCAUCCUCUUUGGCAUGCUGGCCCACGUGUCCAUCUUCCAUGGCGAGUACGACGUUUACUUUUGGGCGUGCAUCGUCGUGUGGGUAGCCGAUCGCGCCAUGCGUGCCCUGCGUAUCGUUGCCUUCAACCCGCUUUUCUGGAAGACGCGUGCCCAAGCUACCUACGAUCCGCAAUCCAACAUUGUACGUGUCGUCGUGCCGUACAAUGCGAGCCUCUACCAGCCGCAGCCAGGUACCUUCUACUACCUGCAUGUGCUCAACGACAAGCGCUUUUGGGAGAGUCAUCCGUUUACCGUGGCCACUGUGACCUCGCUCGAGAAGAAAAGGGGCCCGAUUCCGGACGUGGAUGCCGAUGUCGAUGCAAAUGCUCCCUCGUCGAUCAGCCCCCAAAAGCGCCGCUUACCGCCGCAGAUGGUCGAGCUCGAAAACCAGUCCAACGCACAAAGUGACACUGAGGAUGUUAAUCUCGGCGUGGAUACUGACGCAGACACACCAACAGCUGUCGAACAUGACACGUCCGAAAACAGCCGCCUGCUGUCGAACACCAACUACGGCAGCACCUGUUGUCACAAUCCAUAUCAGCCACCGUCCAACCAUGAGCAGAGACCCUCCUGCAGCCGCAUGGCCGCCACGGCCCACUCCGUUGCCUCCUCGGCCGUCUCUCCCCCAGCCCAUGCCGCCUCGUCCAUGACCUUCCUCAUCCGCCCCUACGACAGCUUCACGGGUCGGCUACGGGACAAAGCCGCCGCCGCGGCCAAUCCGGGCUACUCAUCUACAGACUGUUCCGCCGGCUCUGUCUCCCUCCGACCAGCCCCAGCCAAUCUUCGAGUUGUCAUCGACGGGCCGUACGGCCACGCCCAGCGCUUCGAUGACGAGUACGACUCAGUCCUCUUUGUCGUCGGCGGCAGCGGCAUUGUUGUGGCCUUGUCGCAUCUGACAGGCCUUGGUCGUGAUUACACGCUAUGCAAGGCGACGGCUGCGGGCCGCCGUCUCAAGCAUAUUCGCAUCGUCUGGGCCGUCCGCGAGGCCGCGUUUGCGGCCGAAGUGCUGCGGGAAGACCUUGGUGACAUAUUUGGUCACGACAGAGACAAUUCCACGAGUGGCAUGGGCAGGACGCGCGUUACCAUGGACAUUUAUGUUACCCAGUCCAAACCUAGCGGGAGUAGCCCUGUUGGGCAUGCGAGCGAAGAAAACGACGAGGACGAGACCGUCAAUGGCAGCGUCCGCGCCAGCCACGACCGCCCAAAGAAUGGGAAUGGUGUCGACCGACCACAACUUCCGCUGGGCGACACCAUCCUUGGUGAGCCCUUGCCUCACAACGUGCGUCUCCUCUAUGGCCGACCCGACGUGCGCAGCGAGGUGGAGGUGGCUGCCCGCCGUGGCCGCAACCGGGUGGGCAGCGCGGACCGCAAACUUGCCGUGGUUGCCUGCGGGCCCGGACGUAUGGCCGACGAGGCACGCAAGUCCGUGGUGGAUGUGUUGGGCCGGCGAGACGCCGGCAAUAUUGACUACCUGGAAGAGAGUUUUCAGUGGUAG
This is a messenger RNA of Sporothrix brasiliensis 5110, 2883 nucleotides long. RefSeq names its product plasma membrane ferric-chelate reductase. Gene Ontology annotation, cellular component: plasma membrane. The transcript is spliced from 3 exons. NCBI's taxonomy places the organism in Eukaryota, Fungi, Ascomycota, Sordariomycetes, Ophiostomatales, Ophiostomataceae. The coding region runs from base 1 to 2883 and encodes 960 amino acids. Gene Ontology annotation, biological process: intracellular iron ion homeostasis; copper ion import; iron ion transport. Gene Ontology annotation, molecular function: ferric-chelate reductase activity. The record is from RefSeq and is a predicted model, not a curated record.